AUGGGUGUAUCCGGACUCCUGCCGCUUCUGAAGUCGAUACAUAAACCCACCGAAUUAAAGAAAUGCCACGGUCAAACACUAGGCGUUGAUGCUUAUGGCUGGCUUCACCGGGCAGCAUUUUCGUGCGCUGUCGAGCUGGGCCAGGGCAAACCCACAACCAGAUAUGUCGCAAGUGCCAUGCACCGCGUACGCAUGCUGCUUCACUUUGGGAUCAAGCCUUACAUGGUCUUUGAUGGCGACUACCUCCCUAGUAAGGCCGCAACCGAAGACUCGCGCGCCAAGAAGCGUGAGGAAAAGAAGAAGCUCGCCAACGACCUCAUGAAAGCUGGCAAACCCAGUCAAGCUGCGCAAGAGUUCCAAAAAUGUGUUGACAUUACACCAGAAAUGGCAUCGACACUCAUCCAGGAGCUAAAAAAGCUGGACAUCUCCUACAUCGUUGCCCCGUACGAGGCCGACUCCCAGCUGGUGUAUCUCGAGAGGCAAGGCUUGAUCGACGGAAUUUUGUCCGACGAUUCGGAUCUACUCGUCUUUGGAGCACAACGGUUACUCACCAAGCUUGAUCAGUACGGCAAUUGUAUUGAAAUCAACCGACGCGACUUCGGCGCUUGUCGAGAGAUCUCACUCUCCGGCUGGUCCGACACUGAAUUCCGCAGAAUGGCCAUCAUGAGCGGUUGUGACUACUUGAACGGUCUCCCUGGGGUUGGCCUGAAGACAGCAUACAGAAUGAUGCGCAAAUCGAAGUCACCCGAACGCGUCGUCCGCAUGUUGCAAUUUGACGGCAAGCGCGUCUCCGAGAAUUACCUGACGCAGUUCUACCAAGCAGAGCUCACAUUUCUGCAUCAAUGGGUGUUCUGCCCGACCCAAAGGGGGCUUGUCCACUUGACUGAACUCGAUGGAACACGCACAGCCGCCGAGAUGCCAUUCAUUGGUGCCUUUGUCGAACCCGCUAUUGCCCGCAGAGUCGCCGCUGGUGAUGUCAACCCUAUUACAAAGGAGCCCAUAGUUCUAUACCUCACGCCUUCGAAGCGGAAAUUGGCGCAGACCAAGUCAUAUUUUGCCACGCCUGCGCCUAAACAGCCACUUGUGAAAGCAAUAACCUCAUUCUUCAAGACGCCCAGCCGCAAGCCCAUGGGCGAGAUGGACCCCAACUGUUUCUCUGUGGAUGCUGCGCGUGUGGCGCAGCUGACUGAUGGCGGGCUGGUACCUGUCGUGUUUCCUUUGCCUCGGCCGUAUAUCGAAACCAAGCAGAACUUGGAGUCCUCAAACCGACAAAGUCAGCACCUAACACCACGAAGGACAUCGCCUCGUCUCAAUCGCCGGCGCACAGACACACUAGGCAGCAUGGUUUCUCACAUUGCCAAUAUCCCUCUCGUUACUCACCCAAACAAGGCCGUCGCCGCGGCCGCGCCACGUCCAGAAUUACAAUCCCGUCCGCAGAAGAAGGCUCGCCUCUGCGAAGCCACUGGGCCAGUUGAGACGUCUCCUAAAAGGAGCAAAUUCUUCUCUGCGAAGAAACUUCCUGCUGCGAAGACGCUCGCGCCAGCUCAGACAGAAGACUACCUCUAUUCUGACGACUCUGUGGAAGCAGUACUUAAGGGCUUGCCCGAGAUGGACAGCUGGGAACCUAGCGCCAAGACGAGCCAAAGAAAGUUGCUUAUAUUUGAAGAUGCCCCCCAGGAGAUGACGUCCCUCUCUGGAGAGACACGCAAACUAAUAGAGAGGACCAUGUCGAACACGAGCCGGCUGACCACAGCUGACACGUCCCGAUCAUCCCUGGAGCCGCCGUCCGCGUCUUCGAUACCGCUCUUGCAACAGACAAAGACUCCGAUAUGCCGGUCCCUUGGUAAAUUUACCUACACUUCAUCGUCGUCCUUGCGAACGUCUGUGUCCACUCCUGCAUCCAGCGUCUCGGUUCAGUCCUCCGUCUUCAGCCUCAGUCCAUCCACGCCAUCAACUGCCGCAUCGAGCGUCGUGUCUUCACGUAUGACGCCGCUUCAGUAUCUCGGGGCAAAGGCUGUUGCCGACCCUCUCUUCUCUCCCAGCAUGGCCGCACCGCGACCCCGUGCCGGCGAUAAUAAAAGUGCUAUUGUUUUUAGCGGCAAGCCCCCCCAGGUGAACCCUGCGUUUGUUCCGCUGCCCAAGGUCGACAUAGAUGAGGUGGAGGCACUGCACAAGGCCUGCGACAAUCGUGGUAGCGAAGACCAAAUCAUACCGGAUAGUGACAGCGAGCACGGGGAAGAGUACCACCUACCCGCAAAGAGGUUCAAUCCUCUGAAAUUUACAUUUCGUUGA
Molecule: messenger RNA, 2292 nt
Organism: Cordyceps militaris CM01
Lineage: Eukaryota; Fungi; Ascomycota; Sordariomycetes; Hypocreales; Cordycipitaceae
Product: exonuclease, putative
Exons: 3
Coding region: 1-2292 (763 amino acids)
Biological process (GO): DNA recombination; mismatch repair; DNA double-strand break processing
Cellular component (GO): nucleus
Molecular function (GO): metal ion binding; 5'-3' DNA exonuclease activity; DNA binding
Source: RefSeq, a predicted model, not a curated record